GGCAGUCGAAAUCGUCCAGGGAAUCGAGGAAUGGAUUGGAUGAAAUAUGAGAGUCCAACCUUUGCAAGCAUUUCACUUGACAUUUCAAGUUAUUUUCUGGGUUUUAAAACUGACGCAGAAAGCAUUGUCAAUAAAUGCAUAAGUACGCGAAUUCAGAGAAAUUAUAACAAACAUAAUCUGUAUGGAUACUGUAAAAUGGAACGACUGGACAGUACAUAAAUGAGCGUAGGUAAUUGGCUUGAUCAGUGUGGAAAGGAAAAAAAGAUUUCGCCAUCCAUUCGUGGUUGAGUUCAAAGAAACGCACCCUCUCUUCUGUUCUAUUAGUAAACAAACAAGAUGGCUUCGUCCGAAGGAGGGAAUUUUCAACACGAAGAUAAGGAUUCAUCCCAGAUGAGCCAAGAGAAAAGUGCCUGUUCUAGUCCAGACAUGUGGGCAGAACCAAAUAUGGAACCCUCCCUCCUAAGUCUUGAGAAAUUAGACCGAUCCAGUCCAGAUUUGUGGCCUGAGCAAAUUCCAGGAGUUUACGACUUUGCUGCUUUGGUUUCACCACAACUAAGUCCUACUUCACAUUGCUUGGAUCUAGAGGAACAGGACUACAGUUUACUCUACCAGUUCAGGCUACUAACUGCUCUAGAAAUAAUUGAUGAAGUGAAGAAGCUACAAAAUGUUGCGUAUCAGUUAGGUUUAGAAGAAGCAAAGGAAAUGACUCGUGGCAAGUACCUUCAUAUUUUAAAUAAGAAAAGUAAGUGACUUGGUAAUAGGGAAAAGUUAUCUACUAAGAUUUGAAGUUGAUAACUUGGUGUAAUUUAUUUAUAGUUUCAGCCUGGUAAAUUAUUUUAGUCUUUUUGUAUAUAUGAAAUUUUAAAUACAAAGACCAAGUCUUUAACUGGACUAAUGUAAAGAGGCCCAUUACUAUAAUUAGGUAAAUCUGGUAUAGAGCUUUCUAGAGAGUACAAAAAAUAAAUGUUUAGGUUUAAAAAUGCACGAGUUACAGUAGUACAGUAUAAUCAAUAUAAUGAUUGAAUGCAGAUCUAUUAACAAUUUUCCGUCUAUAAUGCAUUGAGAUUCGAUAUUGAAGUGGAAGAAAUUUUAGCUGUUCUUUAUCUUCAAAUUGAAUUAUCACUUUCUACUUGAAAUUAAAAGGAUAAGUUCAUCAGAUUUAUAUUUACUAGAAAAGUUAUCCUUGAAAUUUAUUGUUUGUUGAAUUGAAAUCUGAUAGAUUCUGUGUAGGAAAGCAAAAUUUAUUUGCCCUUUUAGAAGUUAUUUUACUUGGAGUAGUAUAUUAAAUUCCAUCUCAAGGAUUGUAUACAAGUUGAGUACUUUUUUCUUGUAAGCUAAUGUAAAGAUUUGUUGUAAGUGCUUGUAAUCAAAAGUAGCUAAUGGUAUAUAUUUUUUUAUUGAUGCUUUGAAUAUUUGGCAACUUUCAAUAACAUUGAAAAAUGACUGGUUAUGGGCACUAAAUCUUUAAAAUAACUGUUGUAAUAUUGCUUCCUUGGAUGUACAUAAGAAAUUAAAUGUUACGCCUGUACAUAUUAUGCAGCUCCUAUGAACUUCUGCUAUGAUGCAUGUAUAUUUCAUGAAUUUAUAUAUAAGGUAUUGUUUAGACAAACAGCUUUAAGAAAAUUUAUUAGAAAUUGUAUUUCUGGUCAUACCAUAGUUACUCAUUUGAGAGGCAUAAUCAGAGGCAUAAUUUACUUACCUUUAACAACUAGUACAAAUCAGAUUACUAUAUUGAAAGAAAGGAAAGUUCAAGGUGCUUAUUAGACACAUGUAACUUCAAACAUAGACUGCUUCUUAGAUCAGUACUGUGGAACAUAUGUACUUUGGGCAGAGCAGGCAAUGUUUCUUUGUAUAGUGACUCUUUUUUAAUGGAUGUUUAUUCUGUUUUUUUCACAAUCUUAGCAACCUUUCUUAUGGUAAAAUAAUUUGCCUGAAAGUAUCAAAGGUAAUAGGUCCUCUUAGGACCAUGACACCUGUCUUCAGACUGUUUAACCCAAUGUUUACUUUGAAGUUUUGUUCAGUAUGUGUUGUGAUUUCUUGGUGCACCCAUUUGUCAAGAAGCUCAUAAGUCAGACUUUUUCAGACUGCACUGCUGGGAAUUGAAUUGAUGACCUAUUCGAUGUGUGUUUGAUCCUUUGAUAAUUUUUUCUGCAUCUUAUCCUGAUUGUCAUUUAUGUAUUAUACACAACAGUCAAUGCAGGUCUCCUUGCAACAUUUGUCCUCUUGAUCCUAGCCCAUGUAGAAAUAAAAUGAAGGUGCUGAUAUAACAGCUCAAGAUAGGUACACUAGACUUAACAUUUUGAAUAAAUGACAUCAUUAUUGAAGUAUUGAACCUGAUAACCAGACAUUGAAGCAGUUUAAACCAAACUGAUGUUUGUGAUAUUCUUAUCAAAAAGAAUGUCAUUCCACAGUAAUUCCAGAUUAUCCUCAAGCAUGUCAUACUCAUUUGACCCAUGAAUGUUCAUUGAACUAAAGACCCUAACCUUGAAUGUAGAAAAUACAAUUAUAAUCCUUACAGUAUUUUAAAUGUCAACUGUUCUCAGAGCUUGGACACUAAUAUUUCAGAGAAAUAUUGUUAGAAUCUUCAAAAUUUUCAACUUAACCAGUAAUUAAAUUUAAUUAAAAACUUAUUAUUUGCUAAAUGUGAUAUACUUCAGUAUAUUUAUGUAUCUACAUUAGAUAUUUAUUAAUUUAAAAACAUGUAUAUGCUUAGGCAAAAUAAAAUCUUGGUAAACACCACAGGUUAAUAAUGUUAAUGAAGUGGUCUGGAUAACUAUUUUACUGUAGUAAUAAUAAUAAUAGUAAUGAUAAUGAUAAUAUAAUAAUAUCCAGCUCUUGAGCCCUGUUCAGUCCUACCCAGAUUUUUCCAGGAUCAUUAAGUUCUUAUCCCUCAUCCAUGGAAAGAGACAUCAUCUCAUAUCUCAGUGAUCAAAGGAGAAAGGACUCCAGUACUAGUGAGGUUUCUUUAGGCAUCCUCAGGGAGGAAUAAUUUCACCUGUAAACUUGUCUCUGUAGAGUAAGAGAAAUUUUGUACCCCAGUUCAGGAGUCUGUGUCAUAUUGGACGUCUGUGGUAAUUUAAUCUUGAGAAUUUGAAACAAUUUAUAGACUUGAGCUCAGUCAAUCAUUAUAUCUCAAAAUGGAAAAAGUUAGUUCAGUCUUUCAGAAAGGGCUGCAAGCACGACUGAUGCACAAGCAUUGUAAGUGUUGAUAGCCAUAUUGUUGUUAGCAUUCUUUUGAACCAAAUUUUGUGAAAUCACAAAACCUUUUGCUUGCUAUCUGCAAGAUUACCAGUGCAGGAUUUUAGUAGUGAACAUUACUUUUUAAAAAAACAGAGAAGAGAAUUGACAUUUGUAGAUUCUAAGAUCAAUCACAUUGUAAGCACUGACCUCUUUUGAGGUGCAGUCAUGCUGUGGUGCUUUAUGUGUAAAACCAGUUAAGUAUUCCAUAUCAGUCGUGAAGUCCAGCCAGUGAGGUUUGUUUUGUAAUGUUAUUUGAUCAUUUAAUUUGAACAGUGAAUUUAAAUUCUUGACCAACUACAGGGCUAACCUGUGUAGCUCAAAACCAGUUCUUCUUGGGAUUUGUGAAUUCAGAAAGUAAAUAUCAAACAUUGGAUUUUAGACCACAUUGAGAUAAGUUAAUAUAGCAGGUUGGAAAUCCCCAAAGAUAAUCUUCCUUUUAGGCUGAUUGAAUAACUGAAUUCAUCGGUGGGCUGCCUCCCGUGAAAAAGAUCGGUUAAGACUAUUCUGAAAAACCGACUGAGUUGGUGAAUUGGAGUAACCCACAUAAGUGUCAUCACUAGCCAGUCAGGAGAAGUGCACAAGAUGGUUCUUAUCAUGCAUCAAGAGUUUUGGAGACUUAGGAUACUGUAGUCAA
Molecule: messenger RNA, 3874 nt
Organism: Macrobrachium nipponense
Lineage: Eukaryota; Metazoa; Arthropoda; Malacostraca; Decapoda; Palaemonidae
Gene: lin-52
Product: protein lin-52 homolog
Exons: 5
Coding region: 337-750 (137 amino acids)
Biological process (GO): regulation of DNA-templated transcription
Cellular component (GO): DRM complex
Source: RefSeq, a predicted model, not a curated record